CUUUACUUCUGUGUUCUCAGUGAUGCUUUCACAUAAUGGUGCACUGUUGUUUAUAGGAGGGAGAGACAGGGUGGGUACAUGUAUGUGUACUUUUGGAAAGAAUCAUUGUGACAGGAAUUUCUUGUCCAAAAUUCUAAUUUUUCUGAGACAGACUUAAAUACUAGGCUGCUGUGAAUGCUUCACACUUAAGAACCAGUGCCCUUCUGGCACAGUAGGGACUUGUCUCUCUCUAUUGUUUUUGCCUCUCUGUACAGGAUUAUGGCUGGGAUAGAGUUAAUUUUCUUGACAGUGGCUGGAUCUGUGUUUGGAUCAGCGAUGGAAGCACAGGAAUGUUGUAGCUGUUGCUCAGUGGUGCUUACACAACAUCAAGGUCUAUUCUGCUCCUCACCAGCGUGGAGCUGGGGUGUGCAAGGAGCUGGGGGAGACACAGCUGACCCUGACUGAGCACAGAGGUCUCUCACAUGGGAGGAGGCCAUGCUCAGCAAUAAAAGCUGGGGAGGAGGGAGGAAUGGGGGUGUUCCCAAGUCACCGUUACGCGUGAUGGAGCCCAUCUUUCCUGGGAUGGCUGAACACUGGCCUGCAGCAGGAGGCAGGGAAUUAAUUCCUUUUGAUUUGCUUGCUUGUGCAGGUUUUGCUUUGCCUGUUAAACUGCUCUUAUCACAACCCACAGGUUUUUGCAUUUCCACCUUCUGAUUCCCCCCAUCCUGCUGCAAGGGGCCGACUCCCCCAGGGCCAGACCCCCAAGAGGAAGCAGAGGCAGGAUGGAGUGAUGAAUCUCACCCCAAGUCACUAAUUCUGUGUCACCUGGCUGCCCUUCUCUGCCCCAGUCUCUGAGAAACCCGCCUCCACAUCAGGACAAGUAUUCGUGCCUGGCAUAAUUUUUUUUUUGGUGUAACCAAAGCUGACAAUUUGUGCACAACACCCCAGGAGAGAGCAAUGAAUCAAUUGUAAAAGUGUAAAAAAUGGGCUUUUGUGAUCCGUGGGCUCUACCAGCUCCUGAGCGAGAAAUGGCACAGCUGACGUGUGUAAUGUAACAGGAGAAAGAGGUCGCUGAAAUGUGCCCCCCCUGCCAGCAGCAGCUGGUGCUAUGCCAAGAGUAACCCUAGAAAUUCUCCAUAAAAGAGCACAUUGACUCAGGUUCUACCAAGAAACUCAAGGAAAGCAACCCUACACCUUGCUAAUCUCUGCAUCUUGCAGGGAAUUCCUAUCCUUACCCACCGAGCAAGAAGCAGAUAAAAGGGACAGCAGGCACUGACCAUGGCCCCUGGCGAUGUGAUGUUGUGCAGGGUGACAAGGGUCCAGUGCCCUCCAGCAGCCCCUGCCCAGAUCCUGCUGUGAGCCAGGAGAGAAAGGGAUCCCCUCUAAGGAAUCCCAGUUCAACCUUUCCUUCCCAGCACAGCUGCUGCGAACGCCGUGUCCCGAGGCAGCUCUUUAUACCUGUGUUGAUGUCCUGGAUACCAGCACUUUUCAUGGCUUAUUAAUUAACUCCCACCCACUUCUGGAAACACCUAGCCACUCCCUUCGUCCUCACCUAUCCCAGCCAUUUAUAGCAGUGAACGGAUGCUAGAAAUAGAGACUUGGCCACUGAGAGCCAGAGGAGACGAGCAGGCACUGGAGUCGGUUUGCAAAAGGAGACAUUUCCCAGCUCGCAGCAGCAUGAAAAGCCCUGGGUGCGCUCCAAGGCAUGCCAGGUGUCUCAUCGUUUUCAGCUUCUGCCUGGGACUUUCCUGCCUCUCGGGAUUCUUCCAUGUGAAGAGUAAGAAUUACAGAAUCUCAAAGAGCCACGAGGAGCUGCUGAUCCCUCCCACGCCGUGCCAUGCCAAGACAAACGUCAUGUUCCUCAAAACCCACAAGACUGCCAGCAGCACUGUGCUCAACAUCAUGUUCAGGUUUGCAGAGAGGUACAACCUCACUGUGGCCCUCCCUGCUGACCAGCUCUUCCACCUGGGAUACCCAAGGACUUUCGUGGCCCACUUUGUGGAGGGCUUUGAAACCAUAGGCCAAAAUUACAACAUCAUGUGCAAUCACCUGCGGUUUAACCCCCUGGAGGUAAAAAAGGUGAUGGCAGCCAACACCUUCUACUUCUCCAUCCUGAGGAACCCCAUUCCUCUGCUGGAGUCUUCCUACAUCUACUACAAGGACUAUGUGCCUGCCUUCAGGAGCUCCAAGGAUGUGAAUGAGUUCCUGGAAUCACCCACAAAGUAUUACCACCCAGCAGAUUACAGGAAAAACAUCUACGCCAGGAAUAUCAUGUGGUUUGAUUUCGGCUACGACAACAACGCAAAAGAUGACAUGAACUACACCCAGGCUGUCCUGGAGGAGAUCGAGCAGAACUUCCACCUCAUCUUGAUAGCAGACUACUUUGAUGAGUCCAUGAUCCUCUUGAAGCACACUUUGUGCUGGGAUCUGGAUGAUGUGAUUUACUUCAAGCUCAAUUCCAGAAGCCAGGACACUGUCCAGACGUUGACUCCGGAAAGUGAGGAGCAGAUAAAAGCCUGGUGCUCGCUGGACUGGAAGCUCUACCUGCACUUCAACCAGAGCUUCUGGAGGAGAAUUGAGGAGACCAUAGGGCUGGAGGUGCUGGAAAAGGAGGUGGAUCACCUGCGGACCAGACAGAAGGAGCUCAUGGAGACUUGUCUGUCAGAGCAGGAGGCAGUGAGGAAGGAUCACAUCAGGAAUAAAGCUCUCCUGCCUUUCCAGUCAGGGGCUGCAAAUAUCCUGGGUUACAACAUCAAACAAGACUUGGACAACACAACUCUGAGAACCUGCCAGAAAAUGGUCAUACCAGAGCUCCAGUACACGUCCUACCUUUAUGCUGUCCAACACCCACACAAGAAGAGGAAAGAUGUGGGAUUGCCAUUGCUGUGGACCAGUCUCCAGGAGAAGAUGCAGCUCCCAGGGUCCAACUAGAACAUGUGGCAACUGUGGCUUCCCACUGCUU
Messenger RNA from Passer montanus (Eurasian tree sparrow), 2941 nucleotides. RefSeq names its product galactose-3-O-sulfotransferase 2 (gene GAL3ST2). Lineage: Eukaryota; Metazoa; Chordata; Aves; Passeriformes; Passeridae. Gene Ontology annotation, cellular component: membrane. The transcript is spliced from 5 exons. Gene Ontology annotation, molecular function: galactosylceramide sulfotransferase activity. The record is from RefSeq and is a predicted model, not a curated record. The coding region runs from base 1561 to 2910 and encodes 449 amino acids. Gene Ontology annotation, biological process: glycoprotein biosynthetic process; glycolipid biosynthetic process.